Molecule: messenger RNA, 2020 nt
Organism: Gaeumannomyces tritici R3-111a-1
Lineage: Eukaryota; Fungi; Ascomycota; Sordariomycetes; Magnaporthales; Magnaporthaceae
Exons: 3
Coding region: 202-1749 (515 amino acids)
Source: RefSeq, a predicted model, not a curated record
GCGACGGUAAGAUCUCACUUGAACUUCAAUGCCAUCACAUUUGUGCAUGUGCACUCUUCGCAAUCCGUUACCGGCCGCCCUAUUCCAACUACCACCCAUCGCUUCAAGACCCGUAAGCCUAACACGAGGCGGUAGGCGAUGACAGGUAUACUCUGCGAGUGCCCAGAGAUCUAGGUUCGCAUCCUCUCGGCAGGUUUCACAAUGGCGAACGCAAAGCCGGUCCCGCCUCUCGAUACGCUCGAGGUGCUGGUGAACGAUGUGCUCGUCCAGGCUGGGAAAGCCUUCAAGUCGAGUCGACGGGAUGCACGCCGUGUGCCAUCGUUGGCGAGUGUCAAUAAGAUAAGAGAUAUACAUGUUGAUUUCAACUCGGCACUCGAUGACGUCGAAAGCGAACUGAUUCGCGCAAAGGCGGUUCUACAACGGGACCUCGACCAACUGCGCGCCAAACGGCGGCCCGUCGUGAUCCCUGAGCCCGUCAUGAUUCCCCUGGCACCGACCGGCCUUACUCCGGUCCUUGGAGCCCCGGCACCUCCCCCGGGCUCGCUGCCGAUGGCGGGGUCGGGCCCUGGGCCUGGCCCCCGGAACGUGCCCAAGCAGCCGGCCCUCCAUCCGCCACCAGCCUCUCGGCCGGUUCCCCGGCCUAAACAAGGGGCCCCCUUUCCAAACAUGGGCAUCGACCCCCCACCCCCUGGUCCUAGUCCCCAACCCGGUGUGCCCAAGGUGAAGGCAGAGCCGCACACUUCCCAGCUCACCGGACCCGCGAAGCCGACAGCAACAGCACAAGCGGUGAAGCCGGGCGCUAAGGGUGGUUCGCCCGCCGUCAAGAACGCUUCGUCAUCGCUCGCCCUCAAGUCAGUCCCGCCCGCCGGCAAGGUUACCUCGCCGGCAAAAAAGGCGAUUCCAUCUCCGGUGGUGAAGCCGGGCUCCCCCGCGAUGAAGGCGACACCAUCUCUCCCCUCCUCAGGAAAGACGAACUCUCCCGUUCCCGCCCCUGUCAGGCCAGUCCCCAAGGCAACGCCGCCAACGGUGCCCAAGCCUUCCCUUACGCCAGCCUCGGCACCAAAGAGUGCCGCAGUUGUUCCAACUGCUACUGCCCCAGCACCAACUCCCGCCCCCACGCCGCCCGUCCCACAUGCCCCCGCGGCCCCGAUGGCUGUGGCUAUACCGGCUCAAGCACCCACACCCGCUCUAGCUUCUGGUAUCCCGAAUCCUGCACAACUCGCGCAGGCGAUAGGCCAGCCUGACCAACUAACCGGGAUGCUGGAAAUGAGCAACGCGGCAUCGGGUGGAGGCGGCGGUGUUCUCCAUCCUGGCGCGACAGCGGCCCCGCAUCUCAACUUCACCGAUAUGCAGUUCUCACUUGCCCCAGGUAACAUGGAUCCCCAGUCCCAGCCACAGAGCCACCCACAGGGUGCAGCAGGGACAGACGGCGUGGACACCGAGUUCGAUCUCGAGACCUAUGUGGCCGACGCCACAAACAACAUUCUGUCGGACAGCUUUUCCGGCAGCGGUGGCAACCAACCGUCUGCUGCCAUCGCCGACAACGCCUCCCGUCCCAUAGAUCUCUCUAAUGGCGACAGUGCCAGCGCCUCAUUCAAAAGCUCGGGUGCAGAAGCACUGAAUAGCAACAUGGAUGACCUCUUCAAGAUGGAUGCCGACAUGGAUCUUGGAGCUGCGGGUGACACGAACUUUGACGAUCUUUGGAUCGAAGGGGACACCGCUAUGGAAGACUUUUUUGACCUCUCUUAAAGGUUGGCGGCUCCUUCCUUUGGCAUUGGCAUGCAUAUUUGAUCAUAGGGAGGACAAGACGAGAAAAGAGGGGCCCAGCAGUAAUUGGGUUAAUACCAGGAUAUAAUAUAGGGUAUCUACAAUCAAGUUUCUGGGGAAGUGGUGAUAGAUGAUGGUGCCUCGAGAUGCCCUGAGCAUCGACUACGGAAGGGAACAAAAAUUAAACCAGAUUCAAGGGCCCUGCGUGGUUUCCCACAUCUUGCCCAUCAGGUUCUUCAAGUCGCCAUUCCUC